AUGGCCCCAUUGACCUUGCAGGAGCGCAUCGAAGGCCUCGUCGUCUACCGCGCGUGCUUUGGCCACAGCUGGGUCCCGAACCGGUUCGUUGUACCACACGCUGACCCGUGGCCGCGUCGGCUGCGCGGCGCCGCGCUCGGACGCGACACGGACGCGCUGCGCAGCCUCAUGGUCCGGCUCGAGCCGUACCUCGAAGACGCCUUGGAGAACCUCGGCUUUGUCUGGUUCAAGCGCUACGAUCGAGCCAUUGCGCGCUGCUUCGACACGUCGACGGGGCUCAAGCACAUGACCGCGUAUCAGUAUGUGCUGGAGGCACUCAAGCGCUUCCACGCGCUGCACGGCCACGUGUGCGUGCCCGAAGGGUUUGUCGUGCCCAAGGACGACACCUCGUGGCCCACAGCCUUACGCAACGUCGACCUCGCCCACGCGCUGCACAUACUCGAGGUCCAUCCAUACGCGCUCUCGACGGCCGAGCAUACGACGGCCCAUGGCCUCGGCCUCGUUCUCGACGCCCCGCUCUGGGCCGACGUGAUCGAAAUGCUUGACAUCUACAAGAACAUGAACGGCGCCGCUGAUGUGCCCGUCGACUAUGUCGUACACGCCACACGCAAGCGCAGUGCCGACGGAGCGCUAGUGUGGCCAUCGAGGUACGACGGUGUCAAGCUCGGCGAGGUCGCGCGCCGCGUGUGGCUCCUCUCGGUGCAGUUGCCGGCGCACCGCCAGGACGACCUCGCCGCCGUCAAGUUUGCUUUCGACACACUCACGUCGUGGAGGACCGUCUUGCGGGCCAAAGCCGCGUUCGCAUCCGUGCACGGCCAUGACGACGUCCCGGUGUCUUACGUCGUGCCCUUUGACGACGCCAUGAUGCCGGUCCAGUGGCGCGGGUUCCGUCUGGGGCACUACCUGCUCCUGCACCGGCAGUCCACAGGCCGCUUUGAUCGGCCAAGCAUCGAGCCCAUCUACGAGAUGGCCGCACGCCCCGACCUGUCGCACCUGGAUCGUCUCGUCGUGGGUCUCAAGAGGUAUGUGAACGUGUUCGGUGACUCGCUGGUCCCGCCUACGUUUGUCGUGCCGGCGUCCUCAUCACGCUGGCCCAAGCAACUGUGGCAGUUUGCCCUCGGUGACGCUGUGGCGUCGCUGCGAGCCGACGGCGCGGCCCUCUCCGCCCUUGAGCGCGCGACCGUCAAUGACACUGGCUUUGUGUGGGACCCGUCUCUCGCAGCCAUGUGGCCCGACCUGCUCCACGCACUCUCCACGUGGCGUGACGCGCACCGCGAUGCGCCGUUCGAUGACGCGUUUGUGUGUCCGCUCGAGUGGCCUGCCGCGGUCGCCGGAAAACCGCUGGGGCAUCUUGCGACGCUGCUUGCAGUCCACGACGACUUCCGCUCGGACGCCCAGAAACGGGCCGUGCGACUGCACCAAAUCGACCUCGACGCGCGCUGGUCGGCCAAGCGCGCGGCCCUCGCCUUCUACUUCGUGCUGCACCAGCACCUGCGCGUGCCAAGCGACUUUGUUGUGCCGUCCGGCGGGGGCUGGCCACCGGCGUCUGCUGGCAUGCCCCUCGGCGCCGUUGUCAAAUGGCUGCGUCAAGUGCCACCCGCCGCGAUGGUCUAUGCGAGGCGGCGAGAGCUCGAGGCGCUUCAGUUCGAGUGGUUCUCGACCGCGCCAGCCACCGAGGUGGACGCCCCGACCGAGUUGCCGCAAGCAUCCAAGGUUCACGCCUCAGAAGCGAAGGAUGAGGACGACGUUGAUUGGGUUAAAUGGACGAUGGCCCUCACAAAGUUCAAGCUUCUGGAAGGCCACAUUGACGUCCCGGUAGAUUAUAUGGUUCCAACGACGGACGUUAGGUGGCCCGCGCCGCUGCACCGAUUUCCGCUUGGCGCUGUGCUCGCCGACGUCCAGUCCGGUGCCACCGCGCCUCCAGCGUGGUCCGCAACCAAGUGCAGCACAUAGGCAUUACCUUGGACGCCUUAUAAGCCGC
Saprolegnia parasitica CBS 223.65 is the source of this 1981-nucleotide messenger RNA. RefSeq lists its product as hypothetical. The transcript has a single exon. The coding region runs from base 1 to 1953 and encodes 650 amino acids. The record is from RefSeq and is a predicted model, not a curated record. Lineage: Eukaryota; Oomycota; Saprolegniomycetes; Saprolegniales; Saprolegniaceae.